Molecule: messenger RNA, 579 nt
Organism: Necator americanus (New World hookworm)
Lineage: Eukaryota; Metazoa; Nematoda; Chromadorea; Rhabditida; Ancylostomatidae
Exons: 7
Coding region: 1-579 (192 amino acids)
Biological process (GO): endoplasmic reticulum to Golgi vesicle-mediated transport
Cellular component (GO): TRAPPIII protein complex; TRAPPII protein complex; TRAPPI protein complex
Source: RefSeq, a predicted model, not a curated record
AUGGUUAAAUCCACUGGCAUCUUAGAUAAGACCCUUAGCAAGGGGAAAAAUGAGGUGAGCCUGUCGACAUUUGCACUGUUGUUUGCGGAAGUAGUGAAGUAUGCGCAAGAGCGCUCUGAAACUGUUACCGAUAUUCACGACAAAUUGGCUUCCUAUGGGAAAAUUGUGGGCAUACGACUUCUGGACGUAGUGACCUUAAGAGAGAAAGGGUAUCGAAGAGAAACAAAACUUCUUGGUAUGUUGAUGUUCAUAAAGUCUUCUGUCUGGAAAAGUCUGUUUGGAAAAGAAGCGGACAAAUUGGAACGUUCUAAUGAUGACCAGUGCACAUAUCUUCUUAUUGAGAAAGAGCCGGUAGUCAAUACUUUUAUCUCGGUGCCAAAGGACAAAGGAAUGUUGAACUGUGCAGCAUUUGUUGCGGGGAUUGUACAAGCGAUGCUUGAGGCUAGUAACUUUCCUUGUCAAGUUUCGGCGCAUUGGUGGAACAUUGGCACAGCUUAUGUGAUCCGUUUCGAUGAGGUCGUAAUUUCACGUGAAGCUGCUCUCGUGGAUGGUGAACAUCCGAACUCAGCGAAAAAGUGA